Orycteropus afer afer is the source of this 174-nucleotide messenger RNA. NCBI's taxonomy places the organism in Eukaryota, Metazoa, Chordata, Mammalia, Tubulidentata, Orycteropodidae. The record is from RefSeq and is a predicted model, not a curated record.
UGUGCUAUUGAGGAUCAGGACAAUGAACUAAUUACCCUGGAAAUAAUUCACCGUUACGUGGAACUACUUGACAAGUACUUUGGCAGUGUGUGUGAACUUGACAUCAUCUUUAAUUUUGAGAAGGCAUAUUUUAUUUUGGAUGAGUUUCUUUUGGGAGGGGAAGUUCAGGAAACA